AUGAGGCCACUGGAUGAGAAGGAGACGACGGCGGUUUUUGAGAAGCUGUUCAAGUUUGUAGGGCCAAAUCUGAAGCACAUCGUCGAGCGGCCGGCCCUCGAGGGGCCGCCGGAGGAGGCCGGCGGCAAGCCCGGGAGAUACUGCUUCCGUCUGCACAAGAAUCGCGUCUACUACGCCAGCGAGUCCCUCGUCCGGCGAGCUACGAACGUGGCGCGCGAUCGCCUGGUGGCGGUAGGGACCUGCAUCGGCAAGUUCACCAAGGGCGGAAGCUUCCGCCUCACCAUCCAUGGCCUCGAUCUGCUGGCCGCUCACGCUCGGCGCAAGGUGUGGGUGAAGCAGACAGCAGAGAAGUCCCUCACCAGCGGGGACCACGUCCUGAAGUCCGAUCUGUCCAGAAUCUCAGAGAAUGUGGUCGCCGGGGAAGGGGUCGUGGUGUUCUCCUCCGGUGAUGUGCCGCUCGCUUUCGGGAUAGCCGCCAAGUCAGCUCAGGACUGCCGGAAGAUGGACCCCAAGGGAAUCGUCAUCCUCAACCAGGCGGAUCUCGGCGAGUACCUCAGGUCCGAGGACGAUCUCUGA
Messenger RNA from Spirodela intermedia, 576 nucleotides. The record is from the annotation of a GenBank genome assembly. Lineage: Eukaryota; Viridiplantae; Streptophyta; Magnoliopsida; Alismatales; Araceae.